Molecule: messenger RNA, 3217 nt
Organism: Pocillopora verrucosa
Lineage: Eukaryota; Metazoa; Cnidaria; Anthozoa; Scleractinia; Pocilloporidae
Product: N-acetylglutamate synthase, mitochondrial-like
Biological process (GO): glutamate metabolic process; L-arginine biosynthetic process
Cellular component (GO): cytoplasm; mitochondrial matrix
Molecular function (GO): L-glutamate N-acetyltransferase activity, acting on acetyl-CoA as donor; acetylglutamate kinase activity
Source: RefSeq, a predicted model, not a curated record
UGAAAAUUUGAAGGAAAAUUUGAAUGAAAAUUUGAAUGAAAAUAGAGGAGUAAUUAAUUUAUUCCACUGAUGAAUUUUUGGAUGCUAAACCGGAUUUUCCUGGGAUCGCAAUAACAGAUGAUGCAAUCAAAUUUUUGUGAUUCCUCCUACGCGAGAUCUCAGGUUGAAAACGAUAAAGUGACGGUCAAACUUUGAAGGUCAAAUUGGACUUUUUAUAGACAUUUGUGUCGAAAAAAAUGGUAUCUAUCAAGAGUUCCAGUGAGAUAUCAUGAGGGGAACACAUGUUUUUGGUCGGCCUUUUGGUCGUUUAGUUUCUUGCCGAUCAGGAAAGAUCAAAGGGAUAUUCAAGGGGAGUAAUUGUAACAAACCUCCGGAGAGAUGUUUGUCUUCUUCGAGCCAAAAUUUGAAGCUGUUUUCCGAUUCAAGCAAGCAACAAGACUUGAGACGAUUCCUAGAGGAGAUUGGUACUGAUCCUAGGGAAGCUCGCUAUUGGCUGCGGCAGUUUCAGCAGCAUGAAUCCACCCCUGAUCAGCCGUUUGCUGUUGUGCAAGUUGACUCACCAAUAUUGAAUGAUAAAGUUAUGUUAGAAAAGCUGGCCUCAUGUUUGGCAUUCCUGCACCGCAAUGGUAUGCCUGUGAUCAUAGUUCAUGGCUUGGAUCCUCAUUCAGAUACUCAAAUCAGGGAUCCCAGGCUAAGAAGGGCUAAGCUGAUUGAAGGCAACAUAGAGCUUGUUGAUCUGUUGGAAAAACAUGGAAGUAAAGCAAGACCUUUUAUGAGUUCUGGUCACGUUCUCUCAGCCAUGGAGCUUGAUGAACCUGGGACUGCUUUUACUGGAAAGAUAUAUGAAGUGGAUGUUAGACCAUUACAAGGAUGUCUAAGAUCAGGACACAUCCCUGUGUUGACAGCAGUAGCAGAAUCCCCCUCAGGUCAAGUGCUUUGUGUGGAAUCUCAUCAUGCCGCUGUCAGAAUUGCUGAAGAGUUACAGCCAAUGAAAGUCAUGUUUCUGAACACAGCGGGUGGAUUAGUAGAUAGACAAGGAAAUGUUGUUGGUAAUGUAAAUGUUGCUGAUGAUCUGGAGAGUUUGCUACAACAGCCAUGGUAUACUGAGACAACCAGAGAGCAGGUGGUUUCAAUUGCAGAAUUGCUGAACACUUUACCUAUGUACUCAUCUGCUGUUAUUACCAGUGCUGACUCUUUGAUCACUGAAUUAUUUACUCACAAUGGUUCUGGUACAAUGUUCCUCAGACCAGAAAAAAUUGUCAGACAUCAAUCACUGGAGACUGUUGAUAUUGACAGACUUAAGGAUCUUCUAGUUAAGUCAUUUGAUAAACCACUUAAUGCAGAAUACUUCUCAUCCUUAAAAAAUCGCCUGCAUACCUUGUACGUCACGGAGAGCUACAGUACAGCAGCAGUUAUUACCAAUGAAGAUGGCCUUGAUGACAUUCCAUAUAUGGAUAAAUUUACUGUUGGCAGAAAUAGUCAGGGUCUUGGAACAAGUGACAAUUUGUGGAAGAAAAUAAAACAAGAUUUUGGCAGCCUAUUCUGGAGAUCUAGAGGAACAAAUCGCAUUAAUCCUUGGUAUUUUAUCAGGUCUGAUGGGAGUUGGACAAAUGGAAAGUGGACUGUAUUCUGGUAUGGAGUAAAUGAUCAUAUCUUGACGCAUAAGCUUGUUCAACAUGCCAUUCAGUUGCCACCAUCCUUUGAUCCUAUUGCUCCUCAUGAUGAAGCCAGCAGUAAUGGAGUUAUUUCUUCCAAUGGAUAUCACAAAUAUCUCUGAUGAAAGAGGCUGAAGACCCAGGAUUAAUAUUUCUUCAGUCAUUACAUAAUAACUUUUAUUUGGCACAAUUACUUUACCAGAGUGUUAUAAUGUAAAUGAUUCUGAAAAUUAUGCAUAUCUGAUUGGCUGAAAGCAAGUGCAUUUUUCUUGUACCUGUAACACAAGUGCAAAUUACAAAUCGCAUACACACACUUUCAAAAUUUCUUCUGUCUUGCCUUUCUGUGGUGUUUUUUCAAGUGCAUUAUUAAUAAGCAAUAACAUGACUUUUCUUGCAGUUUGGUCUAACAAGCACUUGUAAAUUUUUCAAAGACUACAACUUGCCCUCACCCUGUGGGCUUGCACAGUUUGUUUUCUUUGACAAACUCACUUGUUGAAUUUGCUGCUUGUUAAUAGAAAAUUGCACUUGAAAUCAUGUUAUUACUCAUACACCUGUUGAAUCUGCUGCUUGUUAAUAGCAAAUUGCACUUGAAAUCAUGUUAUUACUCAUACAUAAAGGAUAUCUUUUAGGGUAUCAGGUAAAAGUGUUAUUGGGUUUUACUACAUAAAUAACAGUGUUGGAUGUGGAAGAAAAUUAUAGAAAAUAGGAAUCAGGGAAUUGGGAAAGUGUUCUUGCAUUAUAUUUUACUAAGUCAAAAAUAUAAAAUUUAUUUUAUUUAAAAUUUGAAUAGGAAUUACUUUUUGGAUGCCUAUUUUUGAUAGUGGGGACGAUAGCAUGACCUUGUAUUUAAAACUUGCAGCAGAUUUAAAGAUUAGAUUUAAAGAGUACAGGAAUAUACUGGGAAAUAAAAGAAGACCUUGUAACAUAAUUGUUUUGAUGAAUAAUGGGUGCUUUUGCCGUCUGUAAUUUUACAGUGUAUAUGCUAUAAAAAGAGCAUGGUUAAUAUACUGGGUUUGCAAGUGUUACAGAGUUUUUGUUGUCAAACAAAUUUGUUUUAAUUUAUCUUUUGUUUUUGUGAAAAAUACAGGCAUAUUUUUUUUUUAGUUUAUUCAAUAAGAAUUAAAUCUCCUUUUUUUUUUAAUUAUUGCAAUUACUAAGGAAGCGUUCAUUGAGGUUUUUCAACUCUCUUACCAAACAGUGGUGCUCAUCUUCUGUGGCAUUGGCUGAAUCAGCCUAAUGAAACUUUCAGACUGCUGUCAGGAACUAGUGGAUAAAUUAUUCAAGGAAUUAUUCAGAGCAAAGAGAACAAGCUCAAUGACCUUCCUCCUGCUCGUAACACAGAUACUUUGAACCUUAGAAAAAAAAACAAAAGUUUAGGCCUGUGUUGGUAACAGUGUUAUCACUUUUAAUGCCCUUAAAGCCUAAACUAUUUUAUUGGACUAAUUUAUUGGUAUUUUAUUUUAAAUCAAAAUUUUAUUCACAAACACAAAAGAUAUACAAACAAAUGUUCAUUCAAACUUGCUUUAAACCACUGAUAGUUCUUUUUAAUGUUAUCAUUGACA